Plasmodium malariae is the source of this 729-nucleotide messenger RNA. RefSeq names its product fam-m protein. The transcript is spliced from 2 exons. NCBI's taxonomy places the organism in Eukaryota, Apicomplexa, Aconoidasida, Haemosporida, Plasmodiidae. The coding region runs from base 1 to 729 and encodes 242 amino acids. The record is from RefSeq and is a predicted model, not a curated record.
AUGGAACAAAAAAUUAUGUUUCUCUUAUUUAUUAAAAUCCUGGGGUUUAUCCUUUUAGGUUCCAUAUAUCAUUUUUAUAAUGAUAAGAUUUCUCUUAAUAAAUUAAUGAAUGAGAAUUGCAAAAUUUUUAGAAGAUUUGAUACAAGAAAUUACAGAUUACUAUCAAAGUAUAAACAAAAUAAGGACUCAGAUAUGUUAGGGUUAAACGAUAUACCAAUUAAUGGAAAGCCAAACAAAGGAAAAAUCAAACAUUCUACAAGAAGUUCAUUAAACAAGGCACAAUAUUAUACAGAGGUUAUAGAUUAUAUUAAUGGAAUGUUUGAUGGAAAACACUUUCAUUUUGAAAAAAAGUUGAUAAAAAAAAAAGAUUAUGAUGACUUUCUUGAAGAAAAAAGGAGAACUCGUGAUAUAGCUUUAAAAAAAAUAAAAUUUAGAAAUUACGGUUUUGGAGCCUUUAUAUUUUUUCAUUUCAUUGUGUUGGGAAUAGGAUUACCCAUAUUACAAGGCUUUAAUAAGUUAAAAGAUGCAGGAGAUUGGCUUAAAACUUCAUUAAAUCUGAGCAACAUAUGGGAAGCUGUAGAAGGAUAUCUAGGUGAAGCAAAAUAUUAUUUUUUUCUAAUAUGUUUUGGUGCAAUUAUCGCUAUAUUAGCCAUCAUAAUUAUAAUAUCAAUUCCUAAAAUCUUAAGUAAUAAUGAAAAAUAUAAAAGAAUUAAAUAUAUGAAUGAGUAA